AUGUUAAAUAAACAAAUACCAAUUAAUUCCAAUGAAUCAAGUCACCCUCUUUAUUAUAAGCGCACUCCAAUUUGUAUUAUUGUUUAUUUUUUUGUGUAUUGUUAUAGUGUAAACACGAAUGGUAUUUUGAAGGUGAUCAAAAAUGACACUCCAAUUAUUAGUUCAGAAAUGAAAAAACCCAACGAGUUAAAUGAUGUAUAUACUUUCAAAUUUACGCAACCAACUUAUACAAACAAGGUAAUUAAUAUGAGUAACUUUAAUUAUGAUGGAAAGUGCAGAGAAAUAUUCAAAUACCAUGCAAACAACAAAAGGGAUUUGUUUAUUGCUGUUGGCUUUUCGGGUUAUAAAAACAAAUAUUGGUUAAAUAACAAGAAAGAAAUAACAACUAUAAUGGCACUGGCAAACGACUCUUUUCCAAAUGCCAAGAGACUUGUUCUUUUACUACCAGGAGAAGAAAACAAAGACUUUGAAAAUAUCACUAAAAGUUAUGAUAAUCAAGAAAAAUAUGAUAGAAUAGUUAUAGCUGAUCACAGGGACGUUUUCAUAUUUGCAGACACAUUUCAAACAUUUUCAUCAGACAAUUUAAUAUUUGAAGCAGAGUGUGGAGUCAAAAAUUUGAAGUGUUUGGAUUUUAAACAAAAACAUUUACACAGGUGGAUGAAAGAAACGUAUGGCAUAAAUGUAGCAGAUCAGUAUAAAAAUAACAGCUCACUCAAUUUAAAUGUCGGUCUAAUGCUUGGGGGAACUGAUAGAAUAAUAAAUUAUUUGAAUCUCAUGGUAGAUAAUUUAAAUAAUACGAAAUGGCAGAUUUGGGGACACGACCAGACAGUACACAAUAUGGUAUAUUAUUCAUAUUAUUACCAAAAAGAAAACGUGACUUUGGAAUUGUGUACACAAAGAAAUUGCUUUGGAGGAUUUGAUUUGGAGUAUGAUGCAGAGAAAAAGAUGUUAAGAAAUAUAACAAGUCAUUGCUCUCCGGUACUAAAACAUAAAGUUGAUCAUAAAGUGUGUUAA
This is a messenger RNA of Entamoeba invadens IP1, 1014 nucleotides long. RefSeq lists its product as hypothetical. Bases 1 to 1014 code for a protein of 337 amino acids. The transcript has 2 exons. The record is from RefSeq and is a predicted model, not a curated record. NCBI's taxonomy places the organism in Eukaryota, Evosea, Mastigamoebida, Endamoebidae.